UCUUGUUGCUUAUGCACAAAGAUGAGAACGGAAGCAGGAUAUUUCUUCUCUCCCCACUUCUGCUUUUUCAUCUCUGAAAAGGUUUCUUGAUCAUGUACAGUGCGCAAUGCGUGUUAGUGAGUGCGUAUUGUCAGAAUGUUUUAUUGUUUUUUUCUGAACAUAAAUUUUCAUCCUUUUUUUUAACAAAUGGAAUAUGUUUUGGGUUGAUUAAACAAUGAAGGAAAGCUGGGUUAUUUUGGUGGUCAUUUCAGGUGUACUGGGUGGAGACUGGGGAGUGACAUUCAAGGAUCAAUGUGCUUUGGAAGGGACGACGGUAGUUGUGAGUUGCCAGUAUGACUACCCUUUUCCUCACUUUGUCACGUCAGUUCGCUGGGUUCCAGGUCAAUGGCAGUUUGGCAGGUGGGUCUGGGACAUAUCCACUUCCGUCCCACCCCACUUUGAAUAUGUGGGCAACUACCGGGGAGACUGCAGUUUGAAGAUCAAUAACAUAAAACAUACCGAUGAAGGACACUACCUCUUUCGUUUUGUGACGUCGCUGAGCCGUUGGAUGAGCAAAAAUGCACUUCAUUUGUCAGUAAAAGACCUGACUGCUGUUGUGGAGCCAAACACAGUGACAGAAGGCCAAUCUGUCAGCCUGACGUGCAGGAGCGAGUGUGGUACACCGAAGCAUGUUUGGUACCGAGAUGGGAAUGUGGUACCACAGCCGGUCUUCCAGGCCAGCAGAAAAGAUUCUGGGAAGUACUACUGUGCUGUCGCCGGGCAAGAGAAGAUCAAAUCGGCCUCUGUGGCUCUAAAUGUUCAAUAUGCUCCAAGCAACGUUGUGUUGUCAAUGACACCACCGGCAGACAUCAUUAAUGGAAGCUCUGUGACUCUCAGCUGCAGAGGUGAUGCCAACCCACCCGUUCCACCAAGUGGCUUCAGCCUGUAUCAGGGCAAGCAAUUGAUAAGUUCCGGACCAAGUCACACCAUCUCUCUUCUUCAGCCCAGCCACAGUGGACUGUAUCACUGUCAGGCCUCAAACAAUGUCAGCGUGAGGGGCAUCACAUUUGUGAAAUCGACUGAGCUCAAUCUGGAUGUGCAGUAUCUGCCAAGUGUUGCUGAUGGCAAUAGUGUCAAUGUGAUGUGCAGCGGCAGAGCCAACUCUGCCAACCACAGCUAUGUGUGGUACAAGUGGACCAGCUCCAGCUCCCUGCUCCAAGUGGGCUCGGGACAACUUCUGUUCCUUUCCUCCAUGGAAACGCCCCACACUGGAAUCUACCUCUGCCAGGCCUCGAGCCAACUUGAAGUCAUCAACUCGACGAAAAUCCUUCUUGCAAUGGAGGAACAGCCUUCUUAUGGUCACCUGUCUGUCCCAAUACUUGGUGGACUUGGAGCCUGUAUUUUUGCAAUACUUUUUGUAGCUCUUCUUUUCCUCUGGAAGAAACAGAGGAAGACAGAGAAAAAGUGUUUGACGGCGGGACCCCGUCGCCGACUUUGUUAGUUUUGGAGACCCAUCGACGACAACUUGACAGCAUAAUGGCUGCAAUUUUGGUCCCAGCACGAGCCUGGUUGGUUGUGAAAUGCCACACCUGUGACUGACCGUCCCAGACUGUUCAUAAUUUAUAGACAGACUUUUGUAUUCUCAAUAUUACAUGGCUGCUUUUUGCAGAUGUUGUGGUACUGUUGGCUUCUUCAAGCCAUGAUCUUCAACUCUUAUUGGAGCGGUUCGCAGCCAAAGUGGUUGGGAUGAAAAUUAGCACCUCCACCGAGGAUGAGAUGCCCUUCCAAGUGGAGGGGUUCAAGUAUCUUGGGGUCUUGUUCACAAGUGAAGGGAGGAUGGAGCGUGAGAUCGACAGUGCAGCAUCUGCAAUAAUGCAUACUCUGUGUCUGUCUGUCGUGGAGAAAAGGGAGCUGAGCCAGAAGGGACAGUUUCUUUGCAUACUGGAUUUUUUUUUUAACUGUGGUUGGAUUUUCUGAAAAAUAAUGAUAAAUAUAUUUUAGAAUAUCAAAUAAAAUGCUUGAGGGACUUAACUGGGCUGACACACAUUUCUGAUGAUGCCAUGCAGAACCUCGCCCGAUGUGGUGCCAUCCCAGUUGGUUCUUUGAAAUAUUCCAAGGACAUAAAUACUAUAUACAGUAGUUUUGUUUUCAUUUCUUGCACAACAACUAACCACUCAUUAAUAAUGAUUAUUGACCAUUCAGGUGCAGUUUCCUUCCGAACAAGUCAGCUCUGCCUCCACUGAAGAUCAGUCCAACAGUGUUUAUGCCAACGUUGGCAAAUAUAUGCCAUCCCCUCAAGUUCCACCACGAAAUUACUC
Molecule: messenger RNA, 2297 nt
Organism: Hippocampus comes (tiger tail seahorse)
Lineage: Eukaryota; Metazoa; Chordata; Actinopteri; Syngnathiformes; Syngnathidae
Product: B-cell receptor CD22-like
Exons: 9
Coding region: 215-1480 (421 amino acids)
Source: RefSeq, a predicted model, not a curated record